Molecule: messenger RNA, 1088 nt
Organism: Cuscuta campestris
Lineage: Eukaryota; Viridiplantae; Streptophyta; Magnoliopsida; Solanales; Convolvulaceae
Source: the annotation of a GenBank genome assembly
GUAUCAAAUAGUGUCUAAUUAUGGAGUCUCUAUUUAAGGAGGGUGAUGUGUUGAAGAACAAGAAGGUUAGUUAGUUAAAUCGGCAAGAGAGAUGAUGAUAUUGGACGCUAUCCACAAGUUUCUCAACAUGGUGGCUCCGCCCUUCACCUUCUUCACCUUGCUCCUCUUCUGGCCCCCAUACCAAAUCUUCAAGCUCUUCCUCUCCCUCUUGGAUUCCACUUCCCCGGAGGACGUCUCUGGCAAGGUUGUCGUCAUCACCGGUGCUUCCUCCGGCAUUGGUGAGCCAGAGAUUAAGACACCUGCCAUACCAGAAAAAGAAAGUGCUGCCAAGGAAUCUGCUGCUGCACAAGAAAAGGAAAGUGCUGCUAAGGAAUCUACUGGCAAGAAGAAGGUGAAAAUAUCUGAACCAAAGAAAGUACAGGAGGAAGGUGAAGAUGAUGAAAGCAGUGAUGAAGAUGAAGACAUGGAUGCUGACGAUGAUGAUUCUGAUCUUGAGUUAGAUUCGGAUGAAGAUGAAAGUGAUUCUGAAGAUGAAGAAUCAGAGGAUGAAGAGACUCCAAAGAAGGUUCAAAGUGGGAAGAAGAAGCCUGCAGAAUCUAAAAAGACAGAUGAGGAAUCGGAGGAUGAAGAGACCCCAAAGAAGGUCCAAAGUGGCAAGAAGAAGCCUGCAGAUUCUAAAAAGAAAUUUGCUGUCCCCGCAAAGAAGGAUGAAGAUGAAAGUGAUUCUGAAGAUGAGGAGUCUGAGGAGGAAGAGACCCCAAAGAAGGUCCAAAGUGGCAAGAAGAGGGCUGCAGAAUCUUCAAAGAAAACUCCUACAAAGAAGGUGAAGCUUGCCACUCCUCAGAAAACUGAUGGGAAGAAAAGCAAUGAUCAUGUGGCUACACCACACCCUUCCAAGAAAUCUGGGAAGACAGCUGGUAAACAGACCCCAAAAUCAGCAGGCUCUCAUAAGUGCCAGAAAUGCGAUAGGGCAUUUGCUACUGAAGCUGGUCUGGGUUCCCACACAAAAGACAAGCACGGAGCGGGAAAGUAAAUUCGACUCCCCUAGAGAGAUGAUAUAAGUAAUAGGUAGCUGCUUGCCUUGUUUU